CAAGGCGGGGGCCCAAAGCACUGAGGCUGAGGGACCCGCCAAGGCUCCGUCGUCCGAGAGGCAGGGCCUGCUGCCGUCGGACAGAGUCUCUGGACUCCCAGUUUCCUGGCCAGGGAGGAGGAGGAAAAGGUGAGACCUAUCUGCCAGGCUGGGCGUGGCCUGAGGGCCAGGCUGUUGGUCCUGGGAUGCCUCAGCCCAAGCCCAGUGAGCAGGAGGGUGAGAGCAUGAAGGCCAGCAAGGAGCCAGCUCCCCAGCCUGGCACAGAUGUGGUCCCAGCAGCCCCCAGGAAGCCCAGAAAGUUCUCCAAACUGGUCCUGCUGACAGCCUCCAAAGACAGCGCCAAAGUGGCUGGGGCCAAGCGCAAAGGAGUGCACUGCAUCAUGUCCCUGGGAGUGCCAGGCCCAGCCACCUUGGCUAAGGCCCUCCUCAAGACUCAUCCUGAGGCUCAGCGGGCCAUUGAAGCGACUCCCCCGGAGCAGAAGCGCAGCAAGCGGAACCUGGAUACAGAUGGUCCAGAAGACAAUGGAGGGUCAGGGGCGUCUUCUUCAAGUUCAGAGGAGACCACUGUGCCCCCCAAGGCCCCCAGCACUUCCCUGUAACGUUGGCAACGGCUGUUGCAUAAGCUACUUUUAUAAGUAAGAGACAAAGAGAGAAAAUAAAAGAAGCUCUGUGAUAUUUCCCACCA
This is a messenger RNA of Mus pahari (shrew mouse), 685 nucleotides long. RefSeq names its product FLYWCH family member 2 (gene Flywch2). The transcript has 3 exons. The coding region runs from base 186 to 599 and encodes 137 amino acids. Lineage: Eukaryota; Metazoa; Chordata; Mammalia; Rodentia; Muridae. The record is from RefSeq and is a predicted model, not a curated record.